AUGUUAUGUGAAAUCUUGCUAUGUUGUUCGUGGCUGUGCAAUACUUUUUAUUCUUUCAAUUUUGAGUAAUCCUCCAUAUAUAAUUUUGAAAGUUGUGUAUUUUUGUUGUUAUCACACUGCAAGGCAAAAAUAAAAUAUUGCAUGUUGUUUUCUCCGAUUAUGAUCAUCUCACUCAACAUAAUAUAAAUCUUGGAGAACUUCAGUCAGUAUUCCUUCAUUACAUUUGUCCUGCCAAUAGUAAUUUAUUAAUAGAACGACAAAGAGAUAUUCCUGAAGAGGUAUUUCAUGCUGAUCAAAGUGCUCCAUCUGCUAUUGCUGAUGCUUUAUUAUAGUUUGCAAGACAUCCAGAACGGAUAACCAGUGAUCCAGUUCCUGAUUGUAACUCUGCUGCUUCUAGCCAAAAACUACAAUCAAGAGAGGGAACUGAAGGCCACUCAGAACAAUACAACCAUAAUGGAGGAGACAUGCAACCUGAAGUUGCAUCUGGAACAUGGCAAAAUCAAUGAUACUACAAAUGGAAUAGUGGGUGUAAUUGUAUUAAAUGAAUAGUUCGAAACAAUUUAUUAGAAUAAAAAAUCAAUUCAUUUAAUAAAGGACAAAUCAAUAAAUGAACUAAUCAUGCAAUCCCCAACCCUAAUUGACAAACAAACCAAAUAAUUAUUGCAAGAAUAAUGCAACAUCAAGUUACAAUCAAUAUAAGACUUCCGAGAUUCCCUGAUAUCGACAACCUUAAAGGAAUUAUUAGACAGUAUCAAGUUAAAUCUCACUCUCCCUCAUCAGUUAGACGUGUAUGUUUUGCAAGGCUUUGAAGAAUUUUACUUUUAAAUUCUUAUCCUAAAGGAGAGUGACGAUAAAAUACUGUAUAAUGUGAUCUUCUAGCCAAUGUCAGACUAUACCUAUUUCAUCAAGAAGAAGCAUCAGUAGACAACAAUGAAACAACUAUUCAAGAGUUUUAGUCACGAGUUGAAUACUUCAUUGAAUUACAUAUUGGCACUAGCUCAAGUGGCUCAAUGUCAUGAGAAUGUGCCAAAAAUAGUAUCAGAGAAGUAUUUUCUACCGAUUUUGCAUUGUGGUCGAAUCAUGCAUAGUUUCAUCAGUGACAUUAUGGAUUACAAUCUAAUCUUAAGCAAACAGUUCAAUGUGGAGGUUAGCAAUUUUAACAUUCCACAAUUGAUAAGCGAAGUUGUUGAUCUCUUCAAAUACUAAAUAAAUCAGAAACAUCUUAAAAUUCAAUUCCAAAACAAUCUACUCAAUUAUGAUCUAGUCAGUGAUAGAAAUAGGAUAAGGUAAAUAUUGAUCAACUUGGUAUCCAAUGCUCAGAAGUUCACAUUUUCUGGUUAGAUCAAAAUAUAAGUGGGAGCAGUGAUUAAUAACAAAUAAUUGUGUGUCAUCUUCCAUGUAAUCGAUACAGGAAUAGGAAUGAAACAAGAAGAAAUAGAACGAUUGCAUCAACUGUUGUCAUCAGGCAUACCACAAUCAGCUAGAAUCUCACAAAAUACAGUAGGAUUUGGAUUGGGAUUAUACAUUUCCAACAAGAUUGCUGAAGUGCUAAGUCAAACUAGAUAUGAAAAGGGAGGAGGAUUGAGAUUCGAGUCAAAGUAUUAAUAGGGAUUUCAUGCUUGGUUCAUGGCCAGAAAUCAAUCAUUCAGUCCAGUCUAUUAAUAAAGUAAUCCUACACCCAUUGUUCGCAUUCGUAAGAAGAUCUAAAUAGAUACUAUGGAAUCGCAAAUCAGCAGAGUUAAUGCAUUGCCAAUGAGAUAGAAGUUUUCAUAGAUUCUAGGAAUCAAAGAUGUCAAAUCAGAAAGAGGAUUAAGUAAGGAGUUGUCACUCAAAUUGUGUAAACCUGCAUCCAAAAUAGCCAGAGAAUUGUUUCUUGCUGCAAUUACAUCCGAGAGGAAAAUUGAAUCCUUCAGUAUUAAUCAAGAAACAAAUGAUUAAGAGUUUGAAAAUAGAAUUAAACAUUUAAAUGAGAAUUUUACAAAUACUUAGAAAUGCAAUUGUCCACAGAUUUUGAUAGUUGAUGAUGAACAAAUCAACAUCAUGGCUUUGUCAAUGAUGCUGGAUCAAAUGGGCUAUGCAAGUGAUUCAGUAUUCAAUGGAGAAGAAUGUGUCAAUCUCAUCUUUAGUAAUCAAAAGAAAACCAAAUGUAAUAAAUGCAGGACUUAACAAUAUCGCAUGAUCUUCAUGGAUAUCAAUAUGCCUAUCUUAGAUGGAAUCCAAACCACUGUCAGAAUCAAAUCAAAAUAUGCUAAUAUUAUAGUUAUUGCAUGCACUGCCUUCUCUGACACAGAAACUCGCAACACUUGUUAUAAAAAUGGAAUGAGUUAUCACAUUCAAAAACCAGUCAAAAAAGAUUAACUAAUUGAAAUACUAUCUUAUUAUCUAAAUUGA
Molecule: messenger RNA, 2391 nt
Organism: Paramecium tetraurelia
Lineage: Eukaryota; Ciliophora; Oligohymenophorea; Peniculida; Parameciidae
Exons: 4
Biological process (GO): phosphorelay signal transduction system
Molecular function (GO): phosphorelay sensor kinase activity
Source: RefSeq, a predicted model, not a curated record